CUUAUAAGAGUCAGGAAUCGUUUAUACUAUUUCUCUCAUGUGGGCUCAGUACUGUUGAUCUGUUUUCUCUCUCUCUUUCUCUCUCUCUCUCUCUCUCUCUCUUUCUCUCUCUCUUUACCUAUUAAUUGACAUUUCUCUUGCAAGGCUAUAUCCUACUAAAAGGAUGCAGAAAUUAGAGAGGUGAACCUCACUAUUAAGUUUACUUCUAAAAAGAUUUGGUGAUUACAUUACAACUUGUGUGUCAGAAAAUAAGUAGAAGAACCAUCAGAAUAAAUUGAAAAUAUUGUAAAUGAAGGAUACAUCGCCAGUAUUCUAAGUAUCAUGCUUUCUGUUGUACAUGUGUGUGGAUAUUUUAGAGUAUAUUGACCUACAAUGAUGUGCAUGUGAACUUCACUGGAGAGGAGUGGGCUUUGCUGGAUCCUUCCCAGAGGAAUCUCUACAAAGAUGUAAUGCUGGAGACCUACAGGAACCUCACUGCUAUAGGCUACAAUUGGGAAAGUCAUAAUAUAGAAGAGCAUUGUCAAAGUCCUAAAAGACACACAAGGUAUGAAAACAAUCAUUGUGCAGACAAACUCCCUGAAGAUACUCAAGAUGAAGUCUUUGCACAUCACAAUAGUCCCCACACAUGUAAAAGUAUGCAUACUGGUGUGGAUCACUAUGAAUGUUGCCAAUAUGGUAAUGCCUUUGCACAUAAAAGUCAUAUCCUAAGACAUAAAAGUAUACAUAUAGGAGAGAAACCUCAUGAAUGUAACCGAUUUGGUAAAACCUAUGCAUCUAACAUUAGUCUCCUAAGACAUAAAGGAGGAACUCACACUGAAUGUAACCAAUGCGGUAAAGCCUUUGCACGUAACAGUAGUCUAAUACACAAAAGAACGCACACUGGAGAGAAACCUUACGAAUGUAACCAAUGUGGUGAAGCCUUUGCAUUUAAAAAUAAGCUCCUAUGGGAUAAGCGGGCGCUAAGCAAUGGAGAGAUGGAACUGCAGGCAUCCAGCACCAAUUCCUCGGGACUCGCUGGUGAGGAGAAAGUUUCUACCUCAACUCUUGUUCUGGUCCAGGUCAAGGAGAGCACAUCUAAAUCCCCACAAGCCAGCUCCCCUAGCUCUCCAUGCUGCUUAGGGACCUGCAUACUGCAGAAAUUGGCCCAACGGAUCUGCCAGUUAACAGACAAAAGUAAGGACGCUGUUGCCACCCAAAACAAGAUCAGCCCUCAAGGCUAUGGCCGCCGGCGCCGGCGUUCCCUGCCAGAGGUCCUCCAGGCCCAGACUGUGGUGUCCUCCCAAGAGCAGACACAGGCAACAACAGCCUCCGGGGACGGGUGGCAGCAAUGA
This is a messenger RNA of Meriones unguiculatus (Mongolian gerbil), 1331 nucleotides long. RefSeq names its product zinc finger protein 431-like. The coding region runs from base 450 to 1331 and encodes 293 amino acids. The record is from RefSeq and is a predicted model, not a curated record. Gene Ontology annotation, cellular component: extracellular region. Gene Ontology annotation, molecular function: hormone activity. The transcript is spliced from 5 exons. NCBI's taxonomy places the organism in Eukaryota, Metazoa, Chordata, Mammalia, Rodentia, Muridae.